Messenger RNA from Thyridium curvatum, 1848 nucleotides. RefSeq lists its product as uncharacterized. NCBI's taxonomy places the organism in Eukaryota, Fungi, Ascomycota, Sordariomycetes, Thyridiales, Thyridiaceae. The transcript is spliced from 4 exons. The coding region runs from base 1 to 1848 and encodes 615 amino acids. Gene Ontology annotation, cellular component: membrane. Gene Ontology annotation, molecular function: transmembrane transporter activity. The record is from RefSeq and is a predicted model, not a curated record. Gene Ontology annotation, biological process: transmembrane transport.
AUGUCAGGGCCGGCAGGGGGUGGACAAGGGGCAUUCGAGGACGACGAGCGAGCCAGCACCAUUGUCGGCUCAGAGGACGGAUUUCGACUAAGGGAGGAACCGGCCUGCGAAAUGGACGACUCCGAGGCCGACAACCUCCUGGGUGCUGGCACCCAGAACGAGGACACGAGGAGCAGACCUCAAUCGGGCGUCUGGGAAGGCGCAGAUGACUUCGUCGGCGAGCCGUGGUAUCGGCAACCUUCUGUGUAUUGGCUGGUCGGGCCAUACAUGCUGUUCACUCUGGCGUUUGGAGGAUCGAUUGUGCCAAAAUUGAACUUGAUCGUCGACCUGGUGUGCAAACGGUACUUUGCUGACCGGACGCUCCAUGAUCCGUCAUUCAUCGCCGCACCCGUAGUACCGGGAGCCGAGAACCCGCAGUGCAAGACACCCGAGGUCCAGCGCCAUGUCGCGACCUUCAUGCUGGUCCUCAGUGUCAUCACCGGCGUUCUCAGCUCUUUUUCUGCGCCAAAACUAGGGUCCUUGUCGGACCGCUACGGCCGCAAGUACCUGCUGGCCCUUACCUCGUGCGGAGGUGUCCUCGGCGAGGUUGUCAUCAUUCUCGCCGGAAAGUACCCUGACGUGUUCCACUACCGAUGGAUCAUCCUCGGCGCGAUCUUCGAUGGCUUGUCGGGCUCUUUCACGGCCGGAAGCCUGCUCGGCCACUCGUAUGUGAGCGACUGUACGCCGCCCUCUAAGCGCGGUGUCGCCAUCGGCUACCUGCAUGCGUGCCUGUUCACUGGACUGGCAUUCGGACCUCUGAUGGCUGGCUACUUUGUCAGAUGGACAGGCUCUCUACUCUCCAUCUUCUACAUCACUCUCGGGUGCCACCUCUUUUUCAUCCUCUUCAUCGCGCUCAUCCUACCGGAGUCUCUCUCCAGGAAGCGCCAGCGUCUCGCUCGAGACAAGCACAGCCAGGAACAGGAGUCGCUGAACGAAGGAUUGAUCCGCCUUGGAGGUGCCCCUGGAGACGAGCAAUUUUGGCUGUACACCCUCUGGGCGGCUGCGCGCAAGUCGAACCCUUUUGCGCCUCUCAAGAUACUGGUCCCUAGUGGUCCCGGAGCAUCUCGGGUCCGCCGCAACCUCCUUCUGUAUGCUGCCAUCGACACUAUCCUGCUCGGUGCGGCCAUGAGCUCCGGUCAGGUCACGCUGCUCUACAGCGAGUUUAUGUUCGACUGGGGCAACUUUGAGACGUCGCGCUUCAUAUCUCUCGUCUCCAUGGUGCGGGUGUUUGUACUGAUGGCCAUCUUCCCCGUCGUGAACUACUACUUCCGCGUCCGGCCUGCCCGCCGACUGCGGCUCGAGACCGGCGUCCGACCUGGCGAGAGGAAUGCAGGCGCAGACAAGCUUGACGUGUGGCUGCUCCGGUUUGCCAUCUUCUCCGACAUCAUUGGCGUUGCCGGCUACAUCUUUGUCCGGACUCCUGCUCUCUUCGUGCUCUGCGGUGUCAUCACCGCCUUUGGUGGUCUGGGCUCGGCCACGAUCCAGGCUUCUCUCUCCAAGCACGUCCCUUCGCAGAUGCUCGGGCAGCUGCUCGGAGCUAUCGGCCUGCUGCACGCGCUCUCGAGGGUCUUUGCGCCGAUUCUGUUCAACGGUCUGUAUGCUGCGACGGUGGGCCACUUCUCGCAGGCCAUUUUCGUGCUGCUCACUGUGCUGUUCUGCUUCUUGCUCCUGUUCUCCUUCUUUAUCAGGCCGCAUGUCUACCUGAAGGAGGAAGACAUAGUUUCGGCCGCACCGCGCAGCAGUCCAGAGGAGGACAACUUGGUGAGCGAUGAGACGCUCACUGACGAUGAGAUCAUCCCUCGGAUCUAG